AUGAUUCCACCUGUGCAAUAUAGUUAUCCUCUAGCGAUGUCUGAAGCUAAGAGGAUUUGUGGCAAACGAUGGGAUAACUACUACUCUGAAUUGAAGAAGGAAAAUCCACAUUUGCCUCAACAAAAGUUCGAAUCUUUUGUAAGCUUCAAAAAGUUGAUCUGCUUCAAAGCCUCAUAUUUGUUGAGUGCAUUUCAUAAAGGUUUACACUUCCCCACUAACUAUCAACAAUUGCAUCCUGCACUUGAAAUAAACAACAUCGAACUGCAAUGGAGCUUAGGAGCUCUUCUGUACAAGUUAACAGCGAGUACAUCAGAAGAGGAGUAUAACAGAAAGGUUGCAAUAAUUUUAAUCGUUGUUGCUAUUAUUCUGCUCAUUUCAGCAGUGUUAGGCUUUGUACUGUAUUCUGUGUUGAGAAAAAGGUGUUCACGUAUACCGAAACAAUCAAACAGUGAAAUAGACAACUCAGAUACAUAUAAUGUAGAAUCACACGAUCAAUCCUUCAACUUAAACGAUUCAAAAGUUAAUAGCAAUAAUACAAUAGCACCACUUAAUGAUAUGACCUCACCUGGAAAUUGA
This is a messenger RNA of Heterobilharzia americana, 576 nucleotides long. Lineage: Eukaryota; Metazoa; Platyhelminthes; Trematoda; Strigeidida; Schistosomatidae. The record is from the annotation of a GenBank genome assembly.